Molecule: messenger RNA, 1483 nt
Organism: Rhagoletis zephyria (snowberry fruit fly)
Lineage: Eukaryota; Metazoa; Arthropoda; Insecta; Diptera; Tephritidae
Molecular function (GO): zinc ion binding; nucleic acid binding
Source: RefSeq, a predicted model, not a curated record
UUGGGAGUGGAAUUUUGGCCUACAAUUCGGAACGGGAUAGAUUGCACAAGGCGCACACACAUAUAUACACAUAUAAAGAUAAGCUGGCAGCGAUAAACGCAAAAGGACAAGCAGAUUGAUAGGCAUUCUCACAUAAAAAAAAUAACGGGCGAUAUACGCAAAAGGACGAGCACAAAGAGUGAUAGACAUUCACACAGAAAAGGAUAACGAGCGAUAGACGCAAACGAACGAACGAGUGAUAGACACUCAUAAAAAAAAAGCGUGGGGCAAGAAUACGGAGAAUUGCUGCACGAACCGGCACCGAAAGAGUAAAGGAGAAUAGCGUUAGCGGCGACAAGAAAGAAAAGCAGCGCGGAAUAGAGAAAAAUAAAUUAAAUCGAUAGCGAGUGGGUUUUUUUCAUUUUUAACGGCAGAGUGCCGCUGACGCAAUCGGAGAAAAAAAGUCAACGACGAUAGACGCGUGGAAAACCUGGAAUCAGGAAUUGGAGUUAAAAUGGUUAAACUGAAUGAAUUAUAAGUGGAACAAUUGAAUGUUCUACUGGAAAAGCACAAUUUGUCGAGGUGCAAGAUGACGAAGUGGAAGUUGAAGAGGUUCCAGCCUUGCAAAAGCAAGUCGAUGGAUCCGUGAAAUGAUCGCCAAUAUGUCAGCACGGUUCAGAGGCAGAUGUGACGAGGGCUUCGCCUGCAACGGCAGGUGCAUCAGAGGGAAGAUGCUACAAUCCAAGCGAAUAGGGCAGAAGUUGCAACAACACCUCGGUAUAUGGUGGGGGCCGGACCACCAACAAUGUCAACAGUAGUCAAACACACGAUGACGGACAUUAUCGGAAUGCUACUGGAUUUCGACCCACUUAAGGGCCAUAUAUCAACACAUCAAUUCUUGGACAGAGUGGAGCAGCUUCGGUCAAUUUAUGGGUGGUCGGAAGAAGUAUUGCUAUUUGCAGUUCACCACAAACUUAAAGGGGUGGCACGCCAGUGGGCUGAAUGUCAACCGGUGUUCAGGUCGUGGCAACAGUUUGUCGCUACCUUGAGGUCAGAAAGUCAACAUGGAUGAAGCAUCAAUUAACUCGUUAUUGGGGUUUAAAUGAUGCCAGCUUAUCUCGAACAUUGUUGGCGAUGAAUUUGCUCUCGUGCGACGAGUUGUUAAGGUCGAUCGAAAAUUUGUCGAUAGCGAACACGUACAACAAAGUCAGUACAGUAGCCAAGGGGAACGUAAAGGAAGGUGAAGUGGAGAAGAAUCCGUACAACGAGCGCAAGGGCUUUAGGUGCUUCAACUGUAAUAAUGUUGGACAUAUUGCAGCAAAAUUUCCACAACCACAGCGCAAGGCCAAAUGUAGUAGUUGUAACAAAUAUCGGCAUGAGGCGAAGGAUUGUCGAAGUGGAAAGAAAACAGUGGGUAAGGUUACCGAGGAAACAGCAUUGGUACCUCCACCUGUGAUGCGUCAGAUAUGUAUAGAGCGGGUCGUACCCACUCAGCGUUUGUAGA